CCAACGAUUGCGCGUGUUUCAAAUUAAAUUAUUUUGGCGGGCUUGCCUGGUUUUGCCAGUAAUUAUACAAGUAGGGCUGCUUUAACCAAGUGUUUCUCAAUUUAUUCUGCUAUAGGACUGUUCUACAAAUAUUGUUAUGAAUGCUACGUUGCAUCAAGACAAGUGGGAUCAGAGAGACUUUGGUGAUACAUCAUUGUGUGUGUUCAAAAGUUCCGGAAACAAAAGAAACCAUAUAUACUUUGAAGGUGAAAGGACUGUUUGUAAAAAGCCGAGAUUAUCUGCUAAAGGACAAGAGUGCAUUUCAACGGUCAGUUCUGAGAUCUCAAACAACGAAUGUACUCAUACUAAUGGAUACCAGAAGCAUUUAGGCAAUAAACUGCCGCUAAAAAAAGAAUACGAAUUGAUGAAUGAUCCUACAGAAAACCACAUAAUAACUAUUCAUGAAACCUACCAACUUGGCUUCCUGAAUAUAAUGGAGGACAAUAGUGAAAGAAAACUAUAUACUUUUGACUUCGUGGACAGCUUGGAAGUCACUUAUCCGGUGAGUAUCACUUCGUCGGACGCCUUGCCUAUUGAUCUCCCUCCUCUUUUCAUGGAACCUGAGUAUUCAGAUCAGCUUACAGCCCUCGCUAACGAUGCCCUCAAUCAACUUACUCAACGUAUUAAUAAUUGGUUGGUUGCUUGUCAAGAAUCGGAUGAAAAAUUGACACUUUGGCGGCAUAUGAGCGCACAUCGAGCAUCUGCAGAGCUUAGAUAUCAAACCCUGCGCCUACUAAAUAUACUUGAACCUCACUUUCAGCACACUAAAUUCGAUCCUCAGUCUCCCAAUGUCGAUAAGCUUUUUUCUUACAUUUUAAGAAACUUGGAAUUAGGUCACUCCUCUGAAAGUAACAAGGAAUUGGAUCCCCCCAAAAAUAAUCCCGUUGUUUCUUUGUGUCCAGAUCCUGAGCACUGCCUCAGUAAUUUACGACAUCUUGUGCUAAGUCUUUUGCAAAAACUCCUCCCGCAGUUGGUACUCCCAAAAGGUUUCAAUUCUAAAGAUGAUUUAGUUCCACUUAUUGAUUCAGCUUGUGUUUAUAAUUUAGGUGUGUGAUAUAAACACCAAGAAUAUGUAACUUUAUUUUGAUAGAAGGUUAAAGUGUAUAUAUUAUCUAUUAUUUUUGUGUAUUUUGUGCUAGCUUGUCAAAUUUCAUAGAUUGUGGUUCUGCCACUAUGUAAAUAAUUUUUUCACAAACAAAUAAAAAUAUAUUUUAUGCAGUA
This is a messenger RNA of Schistosoma rodhaini, 1260 nucleotides long. The record is from the annotation of a GenBank genome assembly. NCBI's taxonomy places the organism in Eukaryota, Metazoa, Platyhelminthes, Trematoda, Strigeidida, Schistosomatidae.